GGUAUUCGCCACUACUGUCGGUGGCGUCAGGUGUGAACAAACGUAUAAUGGCGGUAGCGAGGCCCUCGCUGUCAGCCAAUGAAAGUGAUUUUGAGGAUUUUGCGGAAAGUAAGGCGCGUAAUUUAGCGCAAAUUAUGAAGAGGAAAAAGAUACCUGAACGCGUGGGCAAGGAGCUCCAAGCGGGCGGGACUGGUUCAAGUGAAGAGCCAGGAAACACAAUCUCCCAAGACACAGCAAUCUACAGCAGCUUCUCUGAAAAUGUCAGUAACCAGUAUCCAGGGGCAAUCUGGGUGCUUCAGCCUUGCUAAUACAACACCUAAGCAACAGAAUCAAGACGCAAAAAAUGCAAGGAAACCAGGUGAAUCUUUCUACAUACACACCAGUAAUCUCCCUACGUUGAAAGCCCUGGCGAUUUGUGGAAGUCAUUCCCGCCAACUUCAUCAAAGCACAAAACAAAAAAAUAAAUAAAAGCUCCUUUACAAAUGACUUGUCGAUUGUGCUUGCGCACUUUAGUACCGGAAAAUGCCAUUUGCUUAUUUGAAUCUCCUGAAAAGGAGACGAAGCUUGUUAAGUUAAUAGCAAAAUACUUACAUUUGGAGAUAACGCAGGAUGACCCGAUAUCAACUUCAUUGUGUGAAGAUUGCAGUGAUCAUUUGGAAGAAUUUCACAAAUUCUGGACCUAUGUCGAUUUAAAGCAGAGUUCGUUGGGUAGUGAAUUCCUCGCAGUUAAAUGCAGUGAAAUAAAGAAAGACGUAUCGGUAUUAAUUGAUGUCAGUGAGGAGAAUGCUGAUAGCCAAGAAGAAAUACUGCUAGAUUUAAAAGAUAUACCAGCACCAGAAACUUAUGACAGCAGCAACAUUGACAUAGUGCCGGUGCCCGAAAACAUAAGUGUUACCUCAGAUAUCAAAUUGGAUAUCGAUGUAGAUUCGUAUAAUAAUUUAGAAGUCGAUUCAGAUUGGAAAAAUGAAGACGAAUCGUUUGAUGAUGAUAUUCCAUUGUUAAGCUUAAAGGAUAAAUUACAAAAAAAUUCUUCAAGUCGAACUAAAAUUAUUGUGAAAAAUCAUGUUCGUAUAAAAAAGAUCGGCCAAAAGUGUAAGAAGGAGCAGUCUUCUGCUAAACGAAAUGAAGAAAUAAUUGGAAAUUGCAUGCUUUUGAAUUGUGAUCUGUGUAAUGUGUGUGUUGAAAAUUACAACGAUCUUCGAUUGCAUUUCACACAAGUACAUAACAGAACAACAUAUGUGAAGUGUUGUGGAAAAACAUUCCGUAGACCAAACGUAUUAGCUGAACACGUUCAAUGGCAUACGGAUCCCAGUAAAUUCAAAUGUGAUAUCUGUGGCAAACAGUUGCGGUCUAGCAAGUGCCUGGCUAGUCACAUGAAAAUGAUCCAUUCCAAAAAGGAAAAAGUAUGCUGCCCUAUUUGUUCGAAGGUAUUUCGGGGGCAGAAAUGUCUCGACAAUCACAUACGAAGACAUAAAGGCAAUAGAGAAUAUCCCUGUAAAAUAUGUAACAAAAGCUUUGCAAACCCGCAACGCUUGCGUAGACAUAUUGAGGCCAUACACGAGAAUCUCCACCGCCAUAUAUGUGACAUAUGUGGUAAAGCAUUUAAAUUGAAACCCCCAUUUGAAAGGCACGUGCUUGAGCACCAAGGCAUAAUAGAGCCACCGGUUCAAUGUGAUAUUUGUGGAGAGUGGUCUAAGAAUAAGUAUGUUCACAGGCUGCAUAAAUUCAAACACAAUAACAUUGACACGGACUGUAAAUUUUGUGGACGCAAAUGCCGCUCGCGCACUGCGUUGCUAGCUCACAUCAAUUAUAUGCACAAGAAAAAGUAUGAUUUACAAUGCAGCUUUUGCGACAAAACUUUCAAAGAGACUAGAAACCUAGAAGAACAUAUGGCUACGCACACGGGUGCACAAUUAUAUUCUUGUCCGCAUUGUUCCAAGGAAUGCCGCUCAAGGUCGAACAUGUACGUUCAUAUUAAACGUAUGCACGUGAAUGAAUGGUUUCAAUCGAAAGUGGCGCGUUCAAAUGAUCCAAAACUGAGAGUGGAAAACGUCAGCUGAAAUUAUUUAAUAUUUAUGUAAGGUGGUUGCUACCGUUUUUUUUUUUCUUUUUUUCAUGGAAAAUGUAAUAUAAAUACAUUGCUGAAAAUAAUACCAACUUUUUGAAAUGUAUUACAUAUUCUGCGGUGCUACAGAACAUUAAAAGGUUGGGUCGAAAAACCAUUAAGUGGUAUUUAUUUCCUUCACGGAAGGUUCCCCCUACAGUCAGUUCCACGUUACUCGAUCGACCCGAAUUUAUAUCUUGCGAAGGAUUGUCACUUCUGCAGCAUUCGUCAAACAUGCAUCGUGAAUGGUUUUUGAUUUUACAACAGUGUCUAACUUGGCAAUUUCGUUUUAUUUUAAUAAUGUAAUCUCUAUGGACCAGCUGUUAUAAUUUUAAAAUGACAAAU
Molecule: messenger RNA, 2449 nt
Organism: Anastrepha obliqua
Lineage: Eukaryota; Metazoa; Arthropoda; Insecta; Diptera; Tephritidae
Product: transcription factor grauzone-like
Exons: 7
Coding region: 483-2060 (525 amino acids)
Biological process (GO): regulation of transcription by RNA polymerase II
Cellular component (GO): nucleus
Molecular function (GO): zinc ion binding; RNA polymerase II transcription regulatory region sequence-specific DNA binding; DNA-binding transcription factor activity, RNA polymerase II-specific
Source: RefSeq, a predicted model, not a curated record